Penicillium samsonianum is the source of this 1743-nucleotide messenger RNA. RefSeq lists its product as uncharacterized. The transcript has a single exon. Lineage: Eukaryota; Fungi; Ascomycota; Eurotiomycetes; Eurotiales; Aspergillaceae. The record is from RefSeq and is a predicted model, not a curated record. Gene Ontology annotation, molecular function: protein binding. Bases 1 to 1743 code for a protein of 580 amino acids. Gene Ontology annotation, cellular component: cytoplasm; nucleus.
AUGUCGUUGUCAAAUCUUGCUCCAUUGGAUUCCAGGACAAUCCCGACAAUCCAAGCAGCAUGUAGAUUUUUUGGAUACCUCCAUGCAAACCCUCGGUGGUCCCUCAAGAUCACGCCCGAUGAGGUGGAGCUGAUUUAUUUCAUCGUCCUGAAUUAUUCAGAGCUAGGACAGACCAGUACCAGCAGCUCUAUAGUGUCUAUUCCCACCCCUCAAAACCUUGCGUCGACCCAAUUCGAUUUCCCAAAGACAUGGUUGACCCAGAGAAAACGAGUGCUAAGGGCAGCGCGAGUCUUUCUCAUAGACGCCAAGCGAAUCUUCUUCAUGACAGAUGGUUUUCACCAUUGGAGGAGACAACUCUUCACAACAUCACUACUUGAUCUGCCUAACGAGCUGUUGCAGCUCAUUGCAGCUCUUUUACCGACAAAGACUCUCGCUGGACUCUGUCAAUUGAAUCGCCAUCUCUCCAACGUGAUAGGCUUUGAACUCUGGAGACCACUGGACAGAGUUCUCGUGGCCUUGAAAUGGAGCUUGGAUCACCGUCAGCUGGUAGUUUACACAAAGGCAGUCGAAGUACUCUCGAAGAUUCCUGAAAGUAUGGGCAACAAGUCCACGUGGAAAUUGUUUCCUGUGAUAAACACCGACAAUAUCCAUAUGCUGGAAUGUAUGGCUUUGAAAGGCGGUUUUAGUGGGAAAUUGUAUCGUCAAUUCCUCGUGGACACGCUGUUGUACAAUGUGGAAUGGUCAAACCCCAAACAUCUAUCUGUUGAAGAGGUCCUCAAACUAGGGGCCGAUCCGAAUUGUUUCAGUCAUGACCCUGCCCUUUGCAGCUUGAACCUUGGGCGUAUUCCAAUACUGUUGAUUGCUAUCUGUGGUAGCCGUGAUCUUUGUGUUGACAUUUUCGAGCGUCUGCCUCAACAUCCGUACAACACAUAUUUUCCAAAGCGGUCAACAGUCCAUAUUGUUCACCUUUUGCUCGAAUAUGGGGCUGAUCCAAAUGCCCACAUAUCCGACAACACGUCGCCACUUCAUGUGGCAGUCUCCCCGUGCAAUUUCAUGCGCAAGUCAGAUGUUGUGACAGAAUUGAUCAAAUAUGGCGCUAAUGCAAACGCAAUUGGCCCCCAUGGGAAAACACCUCUUCACGUGGCCGUUGCGCAAAACCAUUGUUCUGACCACCGCGUUUCCCGCAAAGACACAAUCGAUGCCCAUCUUCAAGCUCCAGGCAUUGACCUCGACCCGCGUGACGAGAAUGGCCGUACGCCCUUGAGCAUUGCCGCCGGCCUUAACAGUGCGGCCUCUGCUUGGUUUGUGAAAAAAAUGCUUGAAAAUCCCAAUGUUGAUAUCAAUUCCCAAGACCUUCAUGGGAAGACGGUAUUAUAUCAUUCGGUGGAGAGCAAAAACAUAAGAGUUGCCAAGCUGUUGCUGUCGCAGAGUCACAUCAACCCGAAUCUCAACACUAAGUACUUGCCCCUGUUUUUCGCCGUUUCGCGUCGGAUGCUACCAAUGGUGGAGAGUUUGCUAAGCACAAAGGCAACCGACCCAAACCGGAAGGACAGCAAUGGGCGUCUCGCUUUGACAUUGCCAACUUCGAAGGCUAUAAUAAAACUGCUUAUUGAAGCUGGCGCUGAGCUGGACAUUCCAGAUAGCACGGGUCUGACUGCACGGGAAACGAUCUUGCAGGCGGGCAUCAAUAUUGAGCAAGUAAUGCACGCAAGCAGAAAAAGAAAAAGAGAAAGGAAGAGUUAA